AUGUCAGAUAAUUUCAAUCCAUCUAGUCAAAGAAGUAGUUCACGUUUUUUUGGAAUUGACAGUGUUUUCAAUACUCAUGAAGUCUCCUGUAAUGAUAAUAUUCACAAUUAUGAAGGUACAUUUAUGGAGAAUUAUGCAACAUCUAGUAGUAGUUUUCAUCCAAUGGAUGUUGGUAAUAAUAAUAAUAACAACAACAACAGCCGUGAUAGCAGUGGCAACAUCAACAGGAAUCAUAAGGAUACUAAUUAUGAUAACAAUCAGAUGAUAUUUAAACUGGAUGAAAUUAGAUCGAAUAGUCCUCCGUUGGGUCGUUUACGCAGAGAAAAACCGAAACCUAUUACAAGCAGGCAACAAGUUGAAUUCCCUGGUAUAUUUGUUGAAGGCUUUCGUGCUGGUCAUAUGGGAUUUAAUAUACCUGGUGUUUUACAAGACUCUUUAAAACCAACUGAUUCAAUGGAAGUGAAAAUUAAUCUACCAACUCCAGAAUUCUUUUCUCAGUCUGUCUGGCAAAAUCCAUCAUCGUUUAUGCAUUCAACACAAAAUGAGACUACUUCUAAUGACAGAGAAGCUUGUCGAAGUAGUGCUAAUGUGAACACUGGUCGUUUUGGUGCUCAUAUUUACAAUCUGAUAUUCAAUACACAACAAGGACAUCAUCGAUAG
Molecule: messenger RNA, 660 nt
Organism: Trichobilharzia regenti
Lineage: Eukaryota; Metazoa; Platyhelminthes; Trematoda; Strigeidida; Schistosomatidae
Source: the annotation of a GenBank genome assembly